AAUCGCUUCUCAUCCAAUCUCCCUAGAAAACACCGCAAACACACACACUGAUGCUAACCUACGCACCCCUUUCUCUUCUGCGUUACUAACUUGGUACUUACUGCCAUUUAAAGGGGACUGUAACAGCCACUUUUAUCACUGCUAAUUUCACCAUUUCUUUGAAUACGACAUCGUCUAGAAUCUCACGGAGAUUUGUUGCUCUCUGUGGGCUUUUCGCCGUUUCGUUCACUCGUUUUCUUAAUGUGCUGUAUUUUCUUUUGUUUUCAUUAACUUUCUUGGGAACCAAACACAAGUUGAUUGGUGCUGUACCUUACUCUUCACGGGGUUCGGUUUUGAGGGAGGCGCUUUCUAUUGAAGAGUUGGUAUCAGAAGAUGUUCGGUUUCUCUCGUCGACGCUUGAAGCAUGGAAGAUUGAAAGUCCAUCUAUCAGACUCUGCUCAGGGAACUCGAAGUCCCGUAAAGAACCAGAAGCGGAGUAGCAGCGCUGGUAGUGAAUGUGCCGCACCUACAACUAGCCUUUCCGAUGAACUCAAUUGCCAUUGUUCAUCUGCUGCGCCUGAGAUUAGUAAUUGCACAUCGUGGAACUCUGAGAAUUGGAUGGUUUUGUCAAUUGCUGGGGACAAACCUACGGGUCGUUUUAAUCAUGCAGCAGCUGUGAUUGGGAACAAGAUGAUAGUGGUCGGUGGUGAAUCUGGGAAUGGGUUGUUGGAUGAUGUACAGGUGCUUAAUUUUGAUAAAUUUAGUUGGACAACAGCUUCAUCAAAGGUUUACUUGUCACCAAGUAGUCUGCCACUAAAGAUUCCUGCAUGCAAGGGCCAUAGUCUGAUUUGUUGGGGAAAAAAGAUACUACUGAUUGGAGGAAAAACUGGUCCUAGCAGUGACAGAGUUUCAGUGUGGGCAUUUGACACGGAGACUGAGUGCUGGUCACUUAUAGAAGCAAAGGGUGAUGUGCCGGUUGCUCGCAGUGGUCACACUGUGGUUAAGGCAAGCUCUGUCUUGAUCUUAUUUGGCGGUGAAGAUACUAAAAGGAGGAAACUAAAUGAUCUAUAUAUGUUUGAUCUGAAGUCUUUGACAUGGCUCCCUCUUCAUUGCACAGGAACAGGACCAUCUCCAAGAUCCAACCAUGUAGCAGCUCUUUAUGAUGAUAAAACACUUUUUGUGUUUGGAGGAGCAUCAAAGUCCAAGACAUUGAAUGACUUGUACUCUCUUGACUUUGAAACGAUGGUGUGGUCAAGAAUAAAGAUACGUGGUUUCCAUCCAUCACCAAGAGCUGGUUCUUGUGGGGUACUCUGUGGAACUAAGUGGUACAUAGCAGGGGGUGGAAGCAGGAAAAAACGACAUUCAGAGACGUUGAUAUUUGAUGUUUUAAAAGUUGAGUGGUCUGUGGCCGUCACAUCACUGCCGUCUUCUCUCACUACCAACAAGGGUUUCAGCCUAGUGUUUGUACAGCACAAGGAAAAGGAUUUUCUUGUUGCUUUUGGGGGAUCCAAAAAGGAGCCAUCAAAUCAGGUGGAGGUACUGCUAAUGGAAAAGAUUGAGUCACCAAUGGGUCGAAGAUCUGCUCCUGGUGGAUCUUUACUGUUUGAAAAAUGCUCAUCAGGCACAGAAUUGGCUACUUCUUCCCAGCGUUUGGUUGAUGCUGUUGCUAGACAAAAUCUAGCAUCUGCCGUUGAACAGCAUGGUUCAGGAAGAAAAUCUUUGUCAGAUUUCUCAGUUAUUGAGCCAAAUCCUGUUUCUGGCAAUCUUUCACUUCGAAAGCAAUUCCAUAAUGAGGAAGAACACAAAAUGGCUGUUAAGAUGCCAAAGGGUUCAGAAGAUGAUAAUCCUUCCUUACAGGCAACAGAACCCUCAACAAAUAAAUCUGAAAUGGGAAUUCAGAGUAACAUAACUGGUGGCAAACUGAAUGGUGAGGAAGCCCCUUUAUUUGAAUCUGACAAUGCAAUUCCUCACAACCAUGGAAAUGGAAAUGUUCCAGUUGACAAUGAUUAUGUCGUAUUACCUGAAAGUGAUAUAAAAUCUGGAGUGUCAUCAGCUCCUGCAAAUAUAUACCAAGUUUAUGAAACAAAAAUGGCUUCCCUGAUAAGGAAGAAUGGAAGUCUAGAAGGGCAGUUGGCAGCUGCAUUGGCAAGUCGAGAAGCUGCAGAGAGGAAUUUAUCCUCAGUUUUCAAGAGCAGACAGGAGAUGGAGAAAAAAUUGGCAGACAUGGUGAAGGAGAUGGAGUUGCUUAAAGAGAAGCUUGCUGGUGUAGAGCUAGCACAAGAAGAGGCUAACAGUUUAUCAAAUAUAGUCCACUCUGACAAUGUACGGCUCGAGCAUGAUGUGGCUUUUCUGAAGGCAGUUUUGGACGAUACUCAGAAGGAGCUGCACUCAACUAGAGGAGUCCUUGCAGGGGAAAGGGCAAGGGCCUUCCAACUGCAGGUUGAAGUUUUUCAUGUUAAACAAAGAUUGCAAUCUAUGGAGAACCGAGCACCCACCCCUAGGAAACCUUUCAAUGUGUAGUACGGAGAAUGGAGAACAAAUCUGAAUGAUCGAGCUAUCCAUCAAUGGUUAGUGGUAGUGGCUGGCUGUCUCAUGGAAAAGCCAGGAGGCAGACAAUGUAAGGACCACCAUGGCGGGAUUGGUUGGACAAAGACUAGACUAGACUACUCGGCCUCAGCCUGUGAAAACUGAAAAUCACCCCAAUGGGCCAACUGAUGAGCGCUAAGUUUACAGUUUCAAGCUUGAAAUAAAGAAUCUUUGUAAUUUAAUGCUGUGAAUAUGUGAAGCCAGUAUUUCUUUUGUAUAUUUGGUUGUAUUCUGUUAUAUUUUUGUUUUACCUAAAUGAAACCCAUUCCACUUAUCUUA
Juglans regia (Persian walnut) is the source of this 2844-nucleotide messenger RNA. Its product is annotated as acyl-CoA-binding domain-containing protein 6. The record is from RefSeq and is a predicted model, not a curated record. Gene Ontology annotation, molecular function: protein binding. NCBI's taxonomy places the organism in Eukaryota, Viridiplantae, Streptophyta, Magnoliopsida, Fagales, Juglandaceae. The transcript has 17 exons. The coding region runs from base 373 to 2499 and encodes 708 amino acids.